AUGGGCCAGGCGAAGAGCAGGAGAAGAACCUGCACGACCCCCCCUCCACGCGGCCAAGAAAUCCGGGGCUGGAUUGACCUGAACCUCCUGCCUCAAGAGCUGCUGGUGCUGAUCCUGAGCUGGGUGCCGGGUCGGACCCUGGUAACCUGCGGCCGGCUGGUGUGCCGGCAGUGGAGGGACUUGAUCGACGGUCCCCUUCUCUGGAAGCUCCAGUGGGAAAGGGACCCCUUGAAGCGGGAGGCUCUCCCGGCUGCCCUCGAAGUUGCCCGCCGCUGCCCCCGCAUGGAGUGGGCACGGGUGGGCAUCCUGCAACCCUUCGGGAGGAACCUGAUCAAGAACCCCCGAGGGGAAGAACAAUUCCAGCACUGGCAGGUUGGACAUGGGGACGGCAUGUGCCUGGGGGGCAACACCUGCUGGAUAUCACAACUCAUCGAUUUGGUGAAGGAAGGUCUGUGGGAAGACCUCUUGGACUCCUUCCAGCCGGACAUUUUUAUCUCUGACUGGUGGGGCACCCACGAAAAAUGCGGCUGCACCUAUAACAUCUAUGUCCUUCUCCUGGCAGCGGACAAAAAUUCAGUGAUCGCCAGAUUUGUCACAGAGAUGGACCCCACAGAGGAGUGGAACGUCCCGUUUCAACAGGCUUCCCACGUCUUCAGACAAUACGGCCCUGGAGUUCGCUACUUGCGCUUCCAGCACAUCGGCAACCGGCCUGGGGUGGAGCACACAGAAGCUCACAUCACCAACUCCACUGUUCUGGUGAAACUCUCACAGUAG
Euleptes europaea (tarantolino) is the source of this 774-nucleotide messenger RNA. Its product is annotated as F-box only protein 17-like. Gene Ontology annotation, biological process: SCF-dependent proteasomal ubiquitin-dependent protein catabolic process; glycoprotein catabolic process. Gene Ontology annotation, molecular function: ubiquitin protein ligase activity; protein binding. Gene Ontology annotation, cellular component: SCF ubiquitin ligase complex; cytoplasm. Lineage: Eukaryota; Metazoa; Chordata; Lepidosauria; Squamata; Sphaerodactylidae. The transcript is spliced from 5 exons. The record is from RefSeq and is a predicted model, not a curated record. The coding region runs from base 1 to 774 and encodes 257 amino acids.